UCGUGUUCCAAGAAAACUGUCAACAUGGCUCGAAAUUCGGAAAAGGCCCAGUCUAUGCUCUUCCGCUUCCGUGAAGCGCAAGCAGCAGACUUGGGCAUCAUUGACGCCGGACGAACACGCCGCCCCAAGGUCAUCACCGAAGUCGAUUCGAUCCCAUCGUGCGAGAAAUGGCGCGGCCAAGUCCUCAAGGAGAUCUCGCGCAAGGUUUCUCGGAUCCAGGACCCCGUGCUGAGCGACUACCAGAUCCGCGACCUCAACGAUGAAAUCAACAAGCUGAUGCGCGAGAAGCACAUGUGGGAGGUGCAGAUACGGAAUCUAGGCGGACCAAACUACAUGAGAGGAGGAGGGAAGAUGUAUGACGAGCAGGGCAGAGAAAUACCCGGUGGAGGGAAAGGCUACAAAUAUUUUGGGCGAGCGAGGGAGCUGCCAGGAGUCAAGGAGCUCUUUGAGGCCGCCCAAUCCAGGAAGAAGGAGGACAAGCCACUGGAAACAAGCAGAGACUUGAGAAAAAACGUGGAUGCGGCGUAUUACGGCUAUGCUCCGAACGAAGAGGACGACGCGCUGCUACAGUACGAAGCCGAGAAAGAAAGAGAGGCAUUGGCAAAUCUCCUGGCGACGGGAUCACAAGGAGCGCCGGACGGUUGGGAACCGUUACCCGGAGACAGCGGUGACGGCCAUGGAUGGGCACUGCCCACGCUGGAGGAAGUUCAGAUGGAGCUUCUUGAGAGGAGAAGACGGAAGCUACUUGACCAGCUAUAAGCCGAUGCUUACCUCUGAUCUGACGACAUUUUUCACGCAUCGACUGGCCUCAGAAAUGCAAGAUUGAACGCAGGUCCACCGUUCGACUUGGACUGCGGCCGGGGAUUCAAGAUACCAACUGCUUUAUAUUACCCUUUGUUGGACGAUUCCUUUGGUACUCGAGGCUUCAACAGAGUAUGAAUAUUUGGUCAGGAUAAUGCGCCUGCAUCGGUCCAACUCGUGUAGCAUACUGCCGGCUAUAUGGCGAGCGCUAUUGUAUCCCUUGGAUACGCCCAUGUCUUUCGGUAUUUUGCUGGCUGGCUGGCUGCUGACUGAUUGGCUGACUGGCUAUCCUGGCAAGGAUUUCAGAAGAUUGUCAGGUCGUUGCAGGCUUGAAUGCCGACACUAGGUAUCAUACUGUGGUUAAGAAGAGAGGGAGAGCCCAUUGUUGUUUAUAUGCCUUCACCAUGAAGCACGAUUGCUCUUCUACGCACGUGGGCAGGACUUGGAUAUAAUCUCGAUGGCGUUCAGGAAAAUGGAUUUAAUGGAUUUUGUUUGGGUGUUGAUGCGAAAAUAUUUCCUUGAUAUACUGUUUAGCGCAAAAGAGCAAACAUCCCUUUGUUUUC
Molecule: messenger RNA, 1364 nt
Organism: Trichoderma atroviride IMI 206040
Lineage: Eukaryota; Fungi; Ascomycota; Sordariomycetes; Hypocreales; Hypocreaceae
Biological process (GO): mRNA 3'-splice site recognition; generation of catalytic spliceosome for second transesterification step
Cellular component (GO): catalytic step 2 spliceosome; post-spliceosomal complex; Prp19 complex
Source: RefSeq, a predicted model, not a curated record